Pezoporus occidentalis (night parrot) is the source of this 5637-nucleotide messenger RNA. It is a transcript of the gene BMPR1B, whose product is annotated as bone morphogenetic protein receptor type 1B. The record is from RefSeq and is a predicted model, not a curated record. Gene Ontology annotation, cellular component: plasma membrane; signaling receptor complex. Gene Ontology annotation, biological process: protein phosphorylation; BMP signaling pathway; cellular response to growth factor stimulus. The transcript has 11 exons. Bases 482 to 1990 code for a protein of 502 amino acids. Lineage: Eukaryota; Metazoa; Chordata; Aves; Psittaciformes; Psittacidae. Gene Ontology annotation, molecular function: SMAD binding; transforming growth factor beta receptor activity, type I; ATP binding.
GUGUAGGCAGGGGGAAGCAGGAUGACCUGGGACGCGCAGUUCUGCUAAAACCUGUCAAGGUCCGUAGAGUGCCUUUUCCUUUCCAAUGAAUCAAAUUACCAACUAGGCGGCUAGUUUGGUUAGCUAAUCAUUAACGUGGGACCUGUGAAUGAUGGAGUUUGCAACCCUUUGUCUUGGUAAUUAAUUUUUUCUCUGUGUGUGUUAUAAUACUCUUCCUCCUUGUGAGAGUAUUUAACAGGGACAAGUGCACUGAAACCUGGCCCAGUUUGUCCUGGAGGUGGGUUGCUCAGCCUACGCCCAGAGCUCCAUUGUUGCCUUGGCUUGGAAGAAACCACUUCUGCCAGCACACUUCUCAUGGACAGUGAAUUAGGAGACUGGCCCACAGCUGGUGUGGUUGGUGGGGAGCCCUUUGCAGUUCUGGGGGUUAGGCAGCAGCUGCCCAGGGGCUUCUGGCGCCUUCAGAGCAAAUUUUCUAGACACUAUGCCCUUACGAAGUUCUGCCAAGUUGAGCAUGGAGACCAGAAGAGAAGAUAGUGAGAGCACGGCACCCGCCCCUCUGCCAAAGAAGCUGUCCUGUCAGUGCCACCACCACUGUCCUGAGGACUCAGUCAACAGCACGUGCAGUACUGAUGGCUACUGCUUUACCAUAAUAGAAGAAGAUGAGUCCGGUGGACAUUUAGUCACUAAGGGAUGUCUUGGAUUAGAGGGCUCUGACUUCCAGUGUCGGGACACUCCUAUUCCACACCAAAGAAGAUCUAUUGAAUGUUGCACAGGCCAAGAUUUCUGUAACAAACACCUUCACCCUACGCUGCCACCACUGAAAACUCGAGACUUUGCUGAAGGAAACAUUCACCAUAAGGCCCUGCUGAUCUCGGUGACUGUUUGCAGUAUUCUUCUGGUGCUUAUCAUCAUAUUCUGCUACUUCAGAUACAAGCGCCAAGAGACGAGGCCCCACUACAGCAUUGGGCUGGAGCAGGAUGAAACCUACAUUCCCCCUGGAGAGUCCCUGAAGGAUUUGAUCGAGCAGUCCCAGAGCUCAGGGAGCGGCUCCGGACUCCCUCUCCUGGUUCAAAGGACAAUUGCAAAACAGAUUCAGAUGGUAAAGCAGAUUGGAAAAGGCCGCUAUGGAGAAGUCUGGAUGGGAAAGUGGCGUGGCGAAAAGGUAGCUGUGAAAGUUUUUUUUACCACCGAGGAGGCCAGCUGGUUCAGAGAAACAGAAAUCUACCAGACUGUUCUGAUGAGGCAUGAAAAUAUUCUUGGAUUCAUUGCCGCAGACAUUAAAGGUACAGGAUCUUGGACCCAGCUGUAUCUCAUCACUGACUACCAUGAGAACGGCUCGCUUUAUGAUUAUCUAAAAUCUACUACCUUGGACACAAAAGCUAUGCUAAAACUGGCUUACUCCUCGGUUAGUGGCUUGUGCCACCUUCACACUGAGAUCUUCAGUACUCAAGGCAAACCUGCUAUUGCUCACCGUGACCUAAAAAGUAAGAAUAUCCUGGUGAAAAAGAACGGCACCUGCUGUAUAGCAGAUUUGGGCUUGGCUGUUAAGUUUAUCAGUGAUACAAACGAGGUGGACAUACCUCCCAACACCCGUGUAGGAACAAAACGCUAUAUGCCUCCUGAGGUGCUGGAUGAAAGCUUGAAUAGAAACCAUUUUCAGUCGUACAUCAUGGCUGAUAUGUACAGUUUUGGGCUCAUCCUUUGGGAAAUAGCAAGGAGAUGUGUUUCAGGAGGAAUAGUUGAGGAAUACCAGCUUCCAUACCAUGACCUUGUGCCCACCGACCCCUCGUAUGAGGACAUGCGGGAGAUUGUGUGUAUCAAGAGACUUCGCCCUUCGUUUCCCAACAGAUGGAGCAGUGAUGAGUGCCUACGGCAGAUGGGGAAGCUGAUGAUGGAGUGCUGGGCUCACAAUCCUGCCUCCCGGCUGACAGCCCUGCGAGUCAAGAAGACACUUGCCAAAAUGUCAGAGUCGCAGGACAUUAAACUCUGACUUGGCCAGAGGCUGCUCUCAUGAAGGCCCAUGGAAAAGGACUUUCUCGUGCAGGCAGAAGAGCAAUCAAAAGUCCUCAGUAAUAAGUACCAUCAAUAAAGUCAUGCUUAAGAUCAGCUGUAAGUUUGUUUAACAGCUUUUAGAGAGACAAUCCUUUGCAAAAAAAAUCAGCUGAACUUUGACAUAGAAGAUCAGAAGAGGCUUGUCUGCCCUUGUUUACAUGGGGAAAUACAGUUUUAGUAACUGGUUUAAGAUUAUACAUGUUGCUUUCUGUGAAAGCCACUUAUUAUUUUAUUAUUAUUAUUAUUAUUAUUAUUUUGAUUGUUUAAAAAAGAUACUGCUUUAAAUUUUAUGGAAAUAAAACUUGGUUAGAAGUAAAAAAAAAAGAUGUAUAUUACUACAUUACAAAAAAAAAAAAGGAAGAAACUGCUGAAAAUGAAAGCAAAGCAACUUUUUCAUUUCUAAAGAGACUAUUGCACUCCAGCUUUUAACAAAACAGGCAGGUGCGCCUUUGCAGCUCAGAGGAGCUGUAAUGGGAAUUGUCUUAGAAGUCCCCUACAUGCAGAGAUGACUUUCCAUAGCCCUUCUUGUGUGAGUGGUUCUCACAGUAUAGACAUGAAGCCCGAUUGCAUUCCUGCCAUGGUUAGAGCACAGGCAGCUGGGUUCCUAUGGGUGGCUUGUCCCAGGGGAGAUCAUACUUCAUUUGAGAUAAUCUGGAGCUGUAUGAAUAUGUUUUGGUGUGACUUGUUUGAAGAAGCUCUUCAUGUUUCCAGGCAAUCUGAUGAGUAUGGUACUAGGAUGAAAGCAAGUGCCCCUUUUCUUGGCUUUCUUUUUUCUAUCUUUUGUUCCACUGCAAAAUAAAAUGCUUCGUGUGUGAGUGGAAAUGAAGUACACAUUUGGAUCUGCUGGUGAGUUUGAAACUGCUGUCACGUACAUACACAACCACUGGGUGAGAGGAAGUUCCUUGUGAGAAAAAAUUACUAACUUGCUCUUUUGACUGUGUGAAAGUAAGGUAUCCAUCUAUAACCACAGCUGGAAAGAAACAUACGUGUUUCCUUUUUUAAGGGAAAGUGAAAACCCCCAAAAUUGGGAAUUUUGGGGUGGCAAUCAUUUUUCUUUAAGCAAGGAUACCUGGUGCUUCCCGACUGCAGUAGGAAGUCCACAGGGAAGGAGUAUGGGACUCGGGUGGGUGGUGAAUGCUGGGCACUGUAGCCAACAGCAGGCAAGAACCUCCAGUGCUUCUCCCGCUGUAGGGAGAGGCACCACAAAAUGAGCCAUUUGCCUCAAGCUUCAUUUAUUUGCCUUACUUUUUCAUGCGGCAUCCCAGAAUCCUCCCUACCUCUGGGAGGCAACACUAGGGCUGCAUACCACAUGGUUCCCAGCAAGACAAGCUUUUAGAGGAGAAGAGGAAAGGGAAACGUGUUGAUGGUCUUUCCCUAUUCCUCCUUUCUGGGGCUGCAGCAAUUGCUGCGAUGUUCAUACCACAGAAGGGGAAAUUAGAGGUGGAAUAUUCCCUGUGAAGUACUUUCUUUGGAAGGGCCCCUGUUCUUCAUCAGAUUAUGAAAGCUGAGAUGUACAGAGUUACCAGUUUACCCUUCUUUACCCUUGGUUUGGUUUUUAAAGUUUUUGCCUAUGUCCUCUUUCACUAGAUAAUGUUCAGUUUAAUCUUGAAAUAAGUCCUUACAAAAAUGCUGCUUUGAUUAUGCUAAGCCUGUUUCUGAAUUGAAAUAAUUGCCAUGCUGGAUUUAGCCUCAGCAUUUCUGUAAUGCUUCCUUUUUUCCCAUUUUGGACAAAACUGAUUUAUUUGUGGUAGGUAGGUAUAUAAUUGGGGUUUAACUUCACAACUCCCUGAAGGUAUUUCUAGCUGGAAAAAUUUCCAUUUUAUAGUUUCAAGCUAACAGAAGAAUGCACAGGUUCAAGAGACUCAGCAAGACCUCCAUUAUAGCUAUUAAAAAUUUUAAUCAGGGAUUUUUGUUAAUUAGAGUGUUUUUUCCGCAGUGCAAUUUUGCUUCCUGUACCCAAAAAUACUGAGGAAUACAAAAGAAAAUCUCUGAGAGCUAAUAGUACACCAAACCGUGGCUCUGAGGGGGCAAUGCUGGUUUACCCUGUCCUUAAAAAGCAGUGUGCUUACUUGUCUGAGAGCAGAGUUUGCUCCUUUCCUUGCCUACCUUGGCUUGAAGAUUGCAGCCCCAAAUGAGAAGAGCCUAGCAUCUCUUCACCUUUUUAUCUUAUUGAAUUAAGCCACAGGGUUUCCACUCUCACUCCUUUCACUUUCAUGCCCUUUCAUAGUAACCAGCACAGCCCCAAGGAACUGGGUUUUUUCAGCUCUGACAAAGCAGAUGGGACUUCGGUUGGAGGCAGGCUCAGUUGGCCCCACCUCUGUGCCUGGUCCCUGGAGGUCCUGGGUAAGUGGUUGUGCAGCAGAGAUGCCUCUUCCCUUCUGCGUUUAGGUGUAUUUCACGUCUGCUUUCCUCAAAUACAUUUUUAUUAUCAUUAUUAUGGCUUUCCCCCAAACUGUUUUGGAGGGUGCUUUGCUGGCUGGUGGACACAGGGCACCUGCCAUCAGUGUGUGUUGCGAGAGAAAGGAAGGGCCAGUUGCUGGUUUUCUGAACAAAUCUUACCUUUUUUGGUCCAAAAGAAAGGGAUCUAAGAUACUGGUUGAUAGGUUACAUAAAGUAUGUAUGUUAAAUGUUUGAGUUUUUGUGGUUUAUAUAUAUAUACAAAUAUAUAUAUAUAUUCAGUUGGGAGUCUGGAAUAACUCCAGUGUGUGGAUUAAGAGUAAACUAUUACAGAUGAUAAAGCACUAAAUAAAACAUAGUAUUUAUUUAUGAAAAUGCAUAAAUGACAAUUCACUGCAACGGUGCUGUAUAGGAAAAUAAAGAGAGCGAUAUAUAUGUGAGGAGACACACUCUGAGAAAGCAAAAGUUGUUUAACUAGUGCCUACCCAUUUUCUCCCAGGACUUGAAAGGCCAGAUUUUACCCUCAAGUCUACCCACCUGUAAUCAGUGCUAUUGUAAAGGGAUAUUCCUAUGGCCAGAAAACAGCCUAAGGCAAGCAUAAAAGUCAUUCUAGCACUGUAACAUUCAAGUUACCAGCUGCAUGGUUGACUUUCUGCAACACUUACUGAGUAUAUUGUGGUUUUAGCAAGUACAGUGACUACAGGUUAGUACAUUUAUUUUGCCAGGUUUGGCCUUUUAAUGUCACUUCCAGAUUUUGGUAGUUUCACAGUUCACAUUGAUGAAGGCUUGGAAGUCAGUGGUGCCCACAAGUCCGGAAAUCCAGCUUUGAAAUGUAAAUCACUGAAGGAAGUUUAGUUUAGUGACUUAUUGAUACAAAUAAGAUGGCAGAGGUAAGUGGGAGAAGAGGAAAAACAGACUCACCAGAAAAAAAGGAAGAGAGCUGCCAUCUAACAACUGCUAUCCUUUCUCUAGCACAAAGUUAUUUCUGUUAAAGAAAAGGUUGACAAUGUAAAGACUAAAAAACUAAUUUGUGUUCUUUUUUGAGAACCAGUGCCUUAUUAAAGCUGUAAAUACUGUAAUUAGAAAACCUGGGGAACAAACUGUGUUACAUUCUAUUUGUUCAAACUAUAUGUAUAUGGUUGGUUUAACAUUCCCCCCAAAUAAAAUUGUUUCCAUGUCGCCAUGAAA